Messenger RNA from Falco peregrinus (peregrine falcon), 783 nucleotides. It is a transcript of the gene ARL14EPL, whose product is annotated as ADP ribosylation factor like GTPase 14 effector protein like. Bases 283 to 756 code for a protein of 157 amino acids. The record is from RefSeq and is a predicted model, not a curated record. The transcript has 5 exons. NCBI's taxonomy places the organism in Eukaryota, Metazoa, Chordata, Aves, Falconiformes, Falconidae.
CGGGAGGCCGCGCUGGCGGGGGGCACGGUCCUGCCGCGAGGGGGAGGUGGGCUCAGGGAACCGGUAACGGCACGUCUGCGGCCUCGGGCUCAGUCACACUGAGGCUGACGUCAUACUUCCACUAUCAGAGGAAUUGUGCAGCAGUAAACCUAUGCUGUGCCAGCCCCUUCCUGGGGUAAGAACAAUUUAAAAUUCUGGAGAACCUGCUUUUUCUCCUGCUGCCUGCCCUGAACUGAACAUACGCGCUUCAGAGCUCCAGGUUUUCAAAAGAAGGGUGGUCAAAUGAAUGACAUCAUGGAAGAAAACUGCAAGAAAGGCAAUUCUGCCCAGGAAAAAUCUGCAGAAGAAAAUGUCUCUCUUGAUAAGGAGAGUUUGAUAACACAGAGACAACUGCAACAAGUUGAGAAACAAUUAAAAUCCUUAGCCUUUCAGAAUCCAGGACCUCAGGUAGCUGACUUCAAUCCUGAAACUAGAGAGCAGAAAAAGAAAGCGUGCUUGUCACAGAUGAAACAAGGUUUUUUAAAUAAGCCCAAAGUUACAAAGAAGUAUGACAAACGUGGCAGGCUGCUUUGUAAUAACAUGGAUUUGUGUGAUUGCCUGGAAAAGAACUGCCUGGGUUGCUUCUAUCCUUGCCCCAAAUGUAAUUCAAACAAAUGUGGGCCAGAAUGUCGCUGCAAUAGGAAAUGGGUUUAUGAUACAAUUGAGAAUGAAGUGGGGAAUGUUAUCAGUGUGUUGCCAUUUUCUGUCCCUGACUGAUUUUUGUUCUGGUAGUUUUUGUGCCUG